GUCCCGUCGUGCAUAUACUUGAGCAGCAACAGGCAGCAUGGCGUCCAUGCUUGUGGCUCGUGCUGCCGCCCGUCCAGUGCAGGCCGCGCGGUCGGCUGGCAGGCCACAGGCCCGGCAGCUAGCCUUCCGGGCGCCGGCACGCGCCAUGCACUUCCACAGCAGGCAGUCUAUCAUCGCAGCAGCCGCAGAGGUGGAGGAGGUUGAGGAGGUGUCCACCGACGAGGAGGAGUAUGUGGAGGAGGCGCCCAGCUCGAGCUUUGCCGAGAAGCUGGCCAAGCUGCAGGCUGCGGAGGGCAUGCCCACCGACGCCGCCGAGUUCUCCCUCAACUUCCUGUGGCUGGACAAGAACAUCGCGGUGGCGGUGGACCAGGUGUUCCACCAGGGCCAGCGCAGCCCCGUGACCGAGUACUUCUUCUGGCCGCGCAAGGAUGCGUGGGAGGAGCUCAAGGCGUCGCUGGACGCGCGCACCUGGAUCGGCGAGCGCGAGAAGGUGCUCCUGCUCAACCAGUGCACAGAGGUGAUCAACUUCUGGCAGGCCGACACCCGCCCCUCCCUGGAGGAGGCCCGUGCCAAGUUCCCCAACAGCAAGUUCCAGGGCUCGUAAGCCACGGGCGUUUUACAGUCUGCGGACUACCGGCAGCAGCAUCAGACGGCCUGAUGUCCUCGCCACGGCUACAUGGCUGUCAGCAUUUGCCGCAUUGACUGGCGGUUUUGAGACGCUCCGUAGCG
Molecule: messenger RNA, 729 nt
Organism: Chlorella variabilis
Lineage: Eukaryota; Viridiplantae; Chlorophyta; Trebouxiophyceae; Chlorellales; Chlorellaceae
Exons: 6
Coding region: 38-604 (188 amino acids)
Biological process (GO): translation
Cellular component (GO): ribosome
Molecular function (GO): structural constituent of ribosome
Source: RefSeq, a predicted model, not a curated record